ACCGAACGGGAAACUCUUGUUCCUCGCAACAGGAUUCCUCGUGUUCGACGAAGCGGCGGGUUUUCUCCCCAUGGCGCCGGCCUCAACAAGAAGAGAGGGGUUGUCUCAAACUCUACUUGUGGGGAGAUAUCAGUGACACCGUUUAACAUCUACAUCAACAAAAACUUCUUAGUCCGACAGCAACAGUGGUUCAAGCUUUUACAUCUUAUAAACGACUCGCACUUUGGGGGGUUAGUUCAAUGUGAUUUCUUGCCUCUAAGGGCGGUCAACAAAAUGGAUUUAACGGAUGGUGCCGAACGAAUCCGAAAUGUGCCGAACGCUGGUGGAAGUUCGGUGGUGUCCGAGGCGUUAUCUUUCGAGUUGCUGGGCAGGUGUUUCGGAGCCAAAUUGUUAAAGACUGAGAUGGAAGUUUCGUAUUUCCCAUUUGGCGGUUCUAUCACCGAUUACGUCUGCUCCAUGUUCGGUGCCAAACUGGGGGUGUCUGUGACUCGCGCUAUGAAAUACAAGGGAGACUACUCCGACGAGGAUGCUGCACAUCUGUUGAACAAGAAGUUGAAAGGAGUCAUUCAGUCGAGUAGAAACACGCUGGAGAAAUGGAAUAAACAAAUCCUGCACGUCUGGGCGACGUCACAGCAUACAGCCAACGUCAUCGCGCAUGCGUAUGACAGUAUCCCGGAUGAGGUCAAGGUCAACACCCUCGUUCUCGUUACAACAGCCUCGCGCUCUGAUUUUAUUUUCAACGAUAGAUAAAAUGAUUUAAACAAACAACAACAUGACACUCUUUUUUUUGGCCAAAAUGUCGCUGGUGAUGUUAAAACAUCUGUUACUCAACAUGUGGUCUACAACUGUAGUAGACGUAUGUUGUAGUGCUUGUACGUACAGCACCUAGUGGGAAUUUCACCGUUAAUCAGCUGAUAGAGUGCUAGAGUUUCGCACCAAAGAUCCUUGGUUCGAUUACCCCAUUUUAAAAAUUAAUUUACCCAACGCGCCAUUUCCUGUUCAUCGUGUCACACAUAGAUAUAUUACACCACGUGACUCAACAACUGGCAUACAACACCUGAUGUACAAAAUCUAAGUUCUUACACACAAUGUGACUCAACAUCUGGCAUACAACAUCUGAUGUACAAAUCUAAGUUCUUACACACAACGUGACCCAACAUCUGGUAUACAACAUCUGAUGUACAACUCUGAGUUCUUACACACAACGUGACUCAACAUCUGACAUACAACAUUUGAUGUUCUAAAUCUUAUAAUUUCUUACACAACGUGGAUUCUGAAAAAUCGAUGUUAAAGAUGGAGACAUAUUUUAUUUCUUUUACUUAUUUUCGUGCUAAUAUUCAAUUAAGGUUCAAGCACGCUGGCCUGGGCACACAUCUCAGCUAUCUGGGCUGUUUGUCCAGGACAGUGGAUUAUUCUUGAGUCCAGUCAUGACAUUAAACCUUUAGACUAGUUAGUGUUUAGUAAGACAUAUUUAGUUACUUUCAUCGCACUCUUCUGAAUUGUCUCCCCUUUAUGUCAGUUCAAUAUCACACCCCGCACCCCACACCCCACCGUCCACAAUGAUGUCGGUUACUGACGUAACAAAAAAAAAGACAACAACAGUUUUAAUAAAUGUAUAUAUUGAAAAUAAUAAAAAAAAAAUUUUUUUU
Molecule: messenger RNA, 1649 nt
Organism: Gigantopelta aegis
Lineage: Eukaryota; Metazoa; Mollusca; Gastropoda; Neomphalida; Peltospiridae
Product: AAC-rich mRNA clone AAC4 protein-like
Exons: 3
Source: RefSeq, a predicted model, not a curated record